UUUGAUUGAUAGCAAUGGACAGACUGACCAAAAUGAGAACAGCCAGUCCAGAUUCAAGCAUGGAGCGUUUGAUCAACUUAAGGAACUCUGAGGAGACGGAACAGAGCCAGAUAAAAAAGAAAAUCUGGUGGCCCAGAAUAUUCUUCAACACUUUACCUAUAAGGGAAUCACAGCACACCACGCCACAGGGAAAAUCAUACGUGCCAACUACUGAAGAAUUAAGUCAGUGGGCACAGUCUCUGGACAAUCUGCUGAGCAGCAAAUGUGGAUUGUACUUUUUCCGUCUCUUCAUGAAGUCUGAGCACUGCGAGGAGAACCUUGACUUCUGGUUGGCCUGUGAGGAGUUCAGAAAGAUCCGCUCAAGAUCAAAACUCAAAUCCAAGGCAAAAUCAAUAUUCAAUGAAUUCAUCACACCAGACUCUCCAAAAGAGAUCAACCUGGACUUCAACAUGAAAGAGUUGCUGCAGCAGAGCAUACACAUCCCAACACAGUGUACUUUCAAAGCAGCACAACACCGAGUAUUAUACCUGAUGGAGCACAACUCCUACCUCCGCUUCCUGGAGUCGGAGCUUUACCAGCAGCUGUGCAGUUUCGCAGAAGGAAAACAAUAACGCUCGUUGUGUUUGAUUGAAUGGCUGGUCCGUUUCAGAACAUCUACUGUCUACUUCAUGAUUGUAUUUAAGUAUUGCAUAUUUAUUUGCACAGAUUUGUAAAUAGUGACACCGUCGAGAUGAACAUCAGGUAUUUUUAUUGAGCGGUCACAUGAUUAAGCUGUAACUAUUUUGGAAUAUCUUUUUUUUUUUCUACAACUUAGCUUUUUAGAGUACUUUUUUGUAUGAAAUUAAUCUUAUGUCCUUUUUCUACUACAUUUUUCUGGAUUUCAUGAGGUGGGCGGCUUUUUGAACACUUAAGUCACAUGUAUAUAUUAUUUAAAAUAAAUGUGUGUGUGUGUAUUUAUAUUUGAAAUGUCAUUUAUGUUUAUAUUGUAUCAUGUCGUUUACAUUUUGUCACAAAACACUAAAUAUGAAGAUAAUAAAUUUGUAUUAAAAGAA
Messenger RNA from Danio aesculapii, 1052 nucleotides. RefSeq names its product regulator of G protein signaling 2 (gene rgs2). The record is from RefSeq and is a predicted model, not a curated record. Bases 15 to 611 code for a protein of 198 amino acids. The transcript is spliced from 5 exons. NCBI's taxonomy places the organism in Eukaryota, Metazoa, Chordata, Actinopteri, Cypriniformes, Danionidae.